Molecule: messenger RNA, 444 nt
Organism: Ilex paraguariensis (yerba mate)
Lineage: Eukaryota; Viridiplantae; Streptophyta; Magnoliopsida; Aquifoliales; Aquifoliaceae
Source: the annotation of a GenBank genome assembly
AUGGAAACUCUUGCAGAAAUACGGUUCGGUCAUGCUAUUAAAGCUUGCCGGCCGCCCUCUCCCAAUGCAAAGAGACAUACCUACAAUUUCUCAAACAUGGCUUACAGUGAUCACUGGCGAGAGAUGUGCAAAAUCUUUGUAACUGGGCUUCUCAAUCCAAGUAGAGUGCAAUCGUUUGGGCAAGCAAGUGAGGUUGAGAUUAAUAAUAUGAUAAACUCUCUACUACUAGCCUCACCUAAUCCUGUUGAUCUUGACGAGCAAAUCUAUAGUUUUACGGAUGGGUUUCUUGGCACAUCUGCCCUGUGUAAAAGCUAUAGAGGAAAGCAAUUUAAGGGUCAAAACUUGAAAGAUGUUGUUGAGGACGCCAUUAGAAUGCUAGAUGGUUUCUCGGCUGAGGACUUUUUCCCAUGGAUUGGGAACAUGGCACACAUUUUAACUGGGUAA